AGGUGAGGAGGCGGAGUGAGACGCAGCAAGGGAGGCGGAGUGAGGCGCCGCCUGAGCCGCAGCACUGCCGCCCCCUGAGGGGAGAGUGAGGUGUCCUUCCGCCGGCUGUUUCCGGAUCGCAGGCGGCGGCGGCCUUCCCUCCGUCUCUCUCCGUCCCCGCCGCCAUUCAGAGCCUCGCCGCCGGGAUGGAGCCCCAGAACGCCAACAACGCCUCGGGCGCCAUGGCGCAGAUCCUCCCCAUCCGCUUCCAGGAGCAUCUCCAGCUCCAGAAUUUAGGCAUUAAUCCGGCCAACAUUGGCUUCAGCACUCUGACCAUGGAGUCUGACAAAUUCAUCUGCAUACGAGAGAAAGUAGGAGAGCAGGCCCAGGUGGUCAUCAUUGACAUGAAUGAUCCCAGCAAUCCCAUCCGCAGGCCCAUCUCCGCAGACAGCGCCAUCAUGAACCCUGCCAGCAAGGUCAUUGCUCUCAAAGCUGGGAAGACUCUCCAGAUCUUUAACAUUGAAAUGAAGAGCAAAAUGAAGGCUCAUACCAUGACUGACGAUGUCACCUUUUGGAAAUGGAUCUCUCUGAACACGGUUGCGCUAGUGACCGACAAUGCUGUCUACCACUGGAGCAUGGAAGGAGAGUCCCAGCCAGUCAAAAUGUUUGAUCGCCACUCUAGUCUUGCCGGCUGCCAGAUAAUCAACUACCGUACUGAUGCUAAGCAGAAAUGGUUGCUUUUGACUGGUAUAUCUGCACAGCAAAACCGUGUAGUAGGAGCCAUGCAGCUUUAUUCUGUAGAUAGGAAAGUGUCCCAGCCGAUCGAGGGCCAUGCCGCUAGCUUCGCACAGUUCAAGAUGGAGGGCAAUGCUGAAGAGUCCACCCUUUUCUGCUUUGCGGUCCGAGGACAAGCUGGAGGCAAGUUGCAUAUCAUCGAGGUUGGCACACCCCCCACCGGAAACCAGCCCUUUCCCAAAAAGGCAGUGGAUGUCUUCUUCCCACCCGAAGCACAGAAUGACUUCCCGGUUGCCAUGCAGAUUAGUGAAAAGCACGACGUGGUCUUCUUGAUCACCAAAUACGGUUACAUCCAUCUCUAUGACCUUGAAACAGGCACCUGCAUCUAUAUGAACCGGAUUAGUGGCGAGACCAUCUUUGUCACUGCUCCUCACGAAGCCACGGCUGGAAUCAUUGGGGUCAACAGAAAAGGACAGGUCCUCUCGGUGUGUGUCGAGGAAGAGAACAUCAUCCCGUACAUCACCAACGUGUUGCAGAACCCCGACCUGGCGCUGCGGAUGGCCGUCCGUAACAACCUGGCUGGUGCCGAAGAACUCUUUGCCCGAAAAUUCAAUGCCCUUUUUGCCCAAGGGAGCUAUUCGGAAGCGGCAAAAGUGGCAGCAAAUGCCCCCAAGGGAAUAUUGCGUACGCCAGACACCAUCCGCCGGUUCCAGAGUGUCCCAGCGCAGCCGGGCCAGACCUCUCCCCUGCUUCAGUAUUUUGGGAUCCUACUCGACCAAGGGCAGCUGAACAAGUAUGAGUCCUUGGAGCUCUGCCGGCCGGUCCUCCAGCAGGGACGCAAGCAGCUCCUGGAGAAAUGGUUGAAGGAAGAUAAGCUGGAAUGCUCAGAAGAACUGGGAGAUCUGGUGAAAUCUGUGGAUCCAACGCUGGCUCUGAGCGUCUACCUGAGAGCCAACGUCCCCAACAAAGUUAUCCAGUGUUUUGCUGAAACAGGACAAGUCCAGAAGAUUGUGCUCUAUGCCAAAAAGGUUGGCUACACUCCCGACUGGAUCUUUCUCCUGAGGAACGUUAUGCGGAUCAGCCCAGACCAAGGACAGCAGUUUGCCCAAAUGCUGGUUCAGGAUGAAGAGCCCCUUGCAGAUAUCACCCAAAUUGUGGAUGUGUUCAUGGAGUACAACCUGAUUCAGCAGUGUACAGCGUUCUUGUUGGACGCCCUCAAAAACAACCGCCCCUCCGAGGGCCCUCUGCAGACCCGCUUGCUUGAAAUGAACCUCAUGCAUGCCCCCCAGGUUGCGGAUGCCAUCUUGGGCAACCAGAUGUUCACUCACUACGACCGGGCCCACAUUGCCCAGCUGUGCGAGAAGGCUGGCCUCCUCCAGCGAGCCCUGGAACACUUCACCGACUUGUACGAUAUCAAGCGUGCCGUCGUUCACACUCAUCUUCUCAACCCUGAGUGGCUGGUGAACUAUUUUGGCUCCCUGUCUGUGGAAGACUCCCUGGAAUGCCUGCGUGCCAUGCUUUCCGCCAACAUCCGCCAGAACUUGCAGAUUUGUGUCCAGGUGGCCUCCAAGUACCACGAGCAGCUUUCAACACAGUCCCUCAUCGAACUGUUCGAAUCCUUCAAGAGCUUUGAAGGUCUCUUCUAUUUCCUGGGCUCCAUCGUCAACUUCAGCCAGGACCCAGACGUGCACUUCAAGUAUAUCCAAGCGGCUUGUAAGACGGGGCAAAUUAAAGAGGUGGAGCGGAUUUGCCGAGAGAGCAACUGCUAUGACCCGGAGCGGGUGAAGAACUUCCUCAAGGAGGCAAAACUGACCGAUCAGCUUCCAUUGAUUAUUGUGUGCGACCGCUUUGACUUUGUCCAUGACCUGGUGCUCUACCUGUACAGGAACAACCUCCAGAAAUACAUUGAAAUCUAUGUUCAAAAGGUGAACCCAAGCCGCCUGCCUGUGGUCAUUGGAGGCUUGCUGGAUGUGGAUUGCUCUGAAGAUGUCAUCAAGAACCUGAUUCUAGUGGUGAGGGGACAGUUCUCCACGGACGAGCUGGUGGCUGAAGUGGAGAAAAGAAACAGGUUAAAGCUCCUCCUGCCGUGGCUGGAAGCUCGGAUUCAUGAAGGCUGUGAGGAGCCGGCGACGCAUAACGCGCUAGCCAAGAUCUACAUUGACAGCAACAACAACCCUGAGAGAUUCCUGCGGGAGAACCCCUUCUAUGACAGCCGCGUGGUGGGGAAGUAUUGUGAGAAGAGAGACCCGCAUCUGGCAUGCGUGGCAUACGAACGGGGGCAGUGCGACCAGGAACUUAUUCACGUCUGCAAUGAGAACUCCCUCUUCAAGAGCCUGUCUCGCUACUUGGUGCGCCGCAAGGACCCCGACCUGUGGGCCAGUGUGCUGCUGGAAAGCAACCCUUACCGCAGGCCCCUCAUCGACCAGGUGGUCCAGACGGCGCUCUCCGAGACUCAGGAUCCCGAAGAAGUGUCCGUCACGGUCAAGGCGUUCAUGACGGCAGACCUUCCCAACGAACUCAUUGAGCUGCUGGAGAAGAUUGUGCUUGAUAACUCUGUCUUCAGUGAACACAGGAACUUGCAGAACCUCCUCAUUCUGACGGCGAUCAAGGCGGACCGUACCCGUGUCAUGGAGUAUAUCAAUCGCUUGGAUAACUAUGACGCCCCAGAUAUCGCCAACAUUGCGAUCAGCAACGAGCUUUUUGAGGAGGCCUUUGCUAUCUUCAGGAAGUUUGAUGUCAACACCUCUGCAGUGCAGGUUUUGAUUGAACACAUUGGGAACCUGGACCGGGCCUAUGAGUUUGCGGAGCGCUGCAACGAGCCGGCCGUGUGGAGUCAACUCGCCAAAGCUCAGCUUCAGAAAGGGAUGGUCAAGGAAGCCAUCGACUCCUACAUCAAAGCAGACGAUCCUUCCUCUUACAUGGAAGUGGUCCAGGCUGCCAAUGCUAGUGGCAACUGGGAGGAACUGGUGAAGUACUUGCAGAUGGCACGCAGGAAGGCCCGGGAGUCCUACGUGGAGACCGAGCUGAUUUUUGCCCUGGCGAAAACAAACCGCUUGGCCGAGCUGGAGGAAUUCAUCAAUGGACCCAACAAUGCCCACAUUCAGCAAGUUGGUGACCGUUGCUACGAGGAAAAGAUGUACGACGCAGCCAAGCUCCUCUACAAUAACGUGUCCAACUUCGGCCGCUUGGCUUCCACCCUGGUGCAUCUGGGAGAAUACCAGGCAGCUGUCGACGGGGCUCGGAAAGCCAACAGCACCCGGACCUGGAAGGAGGUUUGCUUUGCGUGUGUGGAUGGGAAAGAGUUCCGCCUGGCCCAGAUGUGCGGCCUCCACAUUGUGGUCCAUGCGGAUGAACUGGAGGAGCUCAUCAACUACUACCAGGACCGUGGCUACUUUGAGGAGUUGAUCACCAUGCUGGAAUCCGCCUUGGGCCUGGAGCGGGCCCACAUGGGGAUGUUCACAGAGCUGGCCAUCCUCUACUCCAAAUUCAAGCCGCAGAAGAUGAGGGAGCACUUGGAGCUCUUCUGGUCGCGAGUCAACAUUCCUAAGGUGUUGCGGGCCGCUGAACAGGCCCACCUUUGGGGCGAGCUGGUCUUCCUGUACGACAAAUACGAAGAAUACGACAAUGCCAUCAUCACCAUGAUGAACCACCCGACAGAUGCCUGGAAGGAAGGGCAGUUCAAGGACAUCAUCACUAAGGUGGCCAAUGUGGAGCUCUAUUACAAAGCGAUCCAGUUCUAUUUGGAGUUUAAACCACUGCUGCUCAACGACUUGCUCAUGGUGCUCUCUCCCCGGCUUGACCAUACCCGGGCGGUCAACUACUUCAGCAAGGUGAAACAGCUGCCGCUGGUGAAGCCCUACUUGCGCUCCGUCCAGAACCACAACAACAAAGCCGUGAAUGAAUCCCUCAACAACCUCUUCAUUACAGAGGAAGAUUACCAGGCUCUCAGGACAUCGAUAGAUGCCUACGACAACUUUGACAACAUCUCCCUCGCUCAGCGCCUGGAGAAACACGAAUUGAUUGAGUUCCGGAGGAUUGCGGCGUAUCUUUUCAAAGGCAACAACCGUUGGAAACAGAGCGUGGAGCUCUGCAAGAAAGACAGGCUAUACAAGGAUGCCAUGCAGUAUGCUUCCGAGUCCAAAGACACGGAGUUGGCGGAGGAGCUCCUGCAGUGGUUCCUGCAGGAAGGCAAGCGGGAGUGUUUUGGGGCCUGCCUCUUCACUUGCUACGACCUCCUCCGACCCGACGUGGUCUUGGAGACGGCCUGGAGGCACAACAUCAUGGACUUCGCCAUGCCCUACUUCAUCCAGGUCAUGAAGGAAUACUUGACCAAGGUUGAUACAAUAAAGGAAAAGGUGGACAAGCUAGACGCCUCCGAGUCCCUGAGGAAAGAGGAAGAGCAAGCCACGGAGACACAGCCCAUCGUUUAUGGCCAGCCCCAGCUGAUGUUGACGGCCGGCCCCAGCGUGGCAGUCCCGCCGCAAGCACCUUUCGGCUACGGCUACACGGCCCCUCCGUACGGGCAACCCCAGCCCGGCUUUGGCUACACCAUGUAAGGAAGCGGGCCCGGAGGCCAGCGCCGUUCCGAUGAAUCUCCACCGUCCCUCCCUCUUCCGCUCAACCGGGGAAAGCCUCAUGUCCUUGUAACCUUUCUUUGAUGAAGGACCGUGUUUUCAUUUUGCCCCUUCCUUCCUGCCCUUCUUUCCUUCCUUCCCUCUGGAUCCCCACUUACGAUUAAUCCUCUUUUUAUUUUCACAUUCCACGUCACUUAGAACCUUUCCUUCUAUCCAGCAGGAAUAGCUGUAAAAAUGUUCGAGUUGGCUUUCUCUCUCUCUCUCUCUAUUUCUUCCCCCUGUUCUGGCAAGACUGCUUUUUGACAUGACGCCCAGUCUCUCGUGACUCUUCUUCCGAUUUGCACUCUGUAACGUUUAGACUUCCUUUCCCGAUUCUCUUUUUAAGUUCCGUGUCUGUGAGCAGCUUACAAAUAUGUACUGUCUUUAUCUAAAAAAAUGCAUUUUAUUAACGUUUCGUUGUAUGCUCUUGAAGGGGAGACCGGGUGGAAAGCUAGAUCGGAAAGAAGGGGAAUUUGUAGGGCGGAGCCGAAAUGACAGUUGGCAUAUCCUAACCCGGUUGGGAGUCGAAAUGCUAGUUGGCAUAUCGCUUUAAAGGAAUAUGAGUACAGACAACCUAUCCCGAACCUUACAAACAAUGAACCUAGUAGAAUUUCCCGUCUUUAUUAACCUACGAAGGUUUCCAGUUAGCUGUAGAGAAAAUGCAAGUGUUUUGCUCACUCCGUAUGUAAUAAAACAGGUGACCCUUCUGUUGUGCUACUGUUACCCUGUGCUUUCUUGUGGGGACCAUUUUUUUGAAAAUUUCCAUUGCGGAACAAGAGGGAGCACCACGAAUCCAAUCUCUGCGUGUUUAUCUGACUAACCCUUGCCCUGAGGUUGUGUGUCAUGUUGGGGUAUUGUGUUCGAGGAGACUUUUUUUUCCUGAGUGUACAGAAGAGAGGGAAAGGCAUUAAGGUGGGAGGAAGAACCCAAUUGCUGUUCAGUUUUGUUUGUGCAAUUUAAAAAAAUGACUCUAUAAUUGGGAAAUAAAUAAAUUACUGGACUGUGGACAUUACUCUAUGGUAGUUUUUCCAGUAUCUUAUCUAUAUACAUAAAUAUAUAUAUAUAUAUAUUCGGGUUCCGCUACAAUGUGUAUGUAUGUGGCAUCCAAACAACACAAGGUUGGACUGUGUUUGUUCUUCGGGUCGAAAGGGGGAGGGAUCAGCAAAAUACCAAAUUGUUAACUUUGGAGAUUAUUGACAGGUGACUCACGCGAGAGAGAAAGAGAGAGGACGAAACGUUUUGGGCAGAGAGAGGAUGGCACUUUGGGAGACCGACCGCAUCUUCCACCCAGGUGAAGACAAACAAACAAACCUCUUUAGGGUUGUAGUUUUGAGUGUUUCCCGUUUCAAAAAUCUAAAAAAAAAAAUAAUUAAACAGAUCAUGUUAUAGGUAUGUUAAGUUGCCUUAAUAUAUUUAGCUUCAAAAUAAAAUUGACUUCAAUGUUCAA
Messenger RNA from Anolis carolinensis (green anole), 6774 nucleotides. RefSeq names its product clathrin heavy chain (gene cltc). Lineage: Eukaryota; Metazoa; Chordata; Lepidosauria; Squamata; Anolidae. The record is from RefSeq and is a predicted model, not a curated record. Bases 186 to 5270 code for a protein of 1694 amino acids. The transcript is spliced from 33 exons. Gene Ontology annotation, molecular function: clathrin light chain binding; structural molecule activity. Gene Ontology annotation, biological process: mitotic cell cycle; receptor-mediated endocytosis; intracellular protein transport. Gene Ontology annotation, cellular component: clathrin coat of coated pit; spindle; clathrin complex.